UCACUACUACCAAAGGCCCACACUCUUUCUCCUCCACUCUUCAGUCCCGAGAACGAAUUCUCUACUAGCCACCACCGUUUCAGACAGACAGAUAUCCCAAGCCUAAUUUAUUUUGUUCCGAAGAAAUGCACUCGUUUUCUAAAGGAUUUCAUCUGGCUACCAGGCGUCUCCUUACCAGCAGCAGCAGCAGCAGCUGCUCCUCCAUUGCUGUCGAUUCUUCUCCAAUCAAACGUGCUGUUCUUGGUGGACUCAAUUUCACAGCAAACCCUGAUCGUUCGGAGUUACUGUUUCCGUCUUCACUUGCAUUCCUACGUUUAUUCCAGACAAGGUCCUGCAGCGAUAGAACCUUGUUUGAAACUUCUAACAAUGUUAUCACGCAUCCACUUGCAAUGCUAUACAAGAAUCCAGGGUUUCUUCAUGCAGAAACAUUACCAAUUAGGUGCUUCAGUACUGGAGCUGACAAGCCAGCCGCACCUCUGGCUGAAGAUAAUACUGUUUCUUUAGACAGCGUGCCUCCUCGGAUCAAAUUCAAGAGGCCUGAUAAGAUGGCAAGGAAUAUAAUGCAGAUUCUUGAUAGGGAAGCGGUUGAGCAGGUCAGAAAUCAAAGAGAAAUACCAGAUAUAAAGCCGGGUUACAUCAUUCAGAUGAAAGUGGAAGUUCCUGAGAACAAAAGGCGUGUCUCGAUAGUUAAAGGCAUCGUGAUAGCAAGGCGUAAUGCUGGCCUUAAUAGUACAUUUAGAGUGAGGAGACUCGUUGCUGGAGUUGGGGUUGAGUCUCUGUUUCCAUUGUAUUCACCUAAUAUAAAGGAGAUAAAGAUAUUGGACAAGAAGAAAGUGAGGAGGGCCAAGCUUUACUAUCUGAGGGAAAAAAUGAAUGCACUGAAGAAGCACUAAUGAUCAUAUCCAUCAUAACAAGUGGAAGAUGAUGAUGAUGAUGAGAAAAACCUAUUUGUGGCAGUUGUUUUCUUCACACAAUUUGAAUUUGGUUCGAUGUUUUGAUAGCUUGUUAUUCUGGUUAUAUGUUUGAACAUGUUAAUGAUAAUAAGAUAUUACUCUAUGUUAUGGAUUUUGAUGAUUCAUGUGAUUCAAGCUUUACAACUUGCAUCA
This is a messenger RNA of Impatiens glandulifera, 1106 nucleotides long. Its product is annotated as 50S ribosomal protein L19, chloroplastic-like. The record is from RefSeq and is a predicted model, not a curated record. Gene Ontology annotation, molecular function: structural constituent of ribosome. Gene Ontology annotation, biological process: translation. Bases 126 to 893 code for a protein of 255 amino acids. Gene Ontology annotation, cellular component: ribosome. The transcript has 6 exons. Lineage: Eukaryota; Viridiplantae; Streptophyta; Magnoliopsida; Ericales; Balsaminaceae.